UUUUCUCGUAUAUUGCUAUUUCGGGUUUACCAGAUGGCAAUGAAAACUGCUGUUCCCAUUUAAAGACUUCUCUAAUAGCAUUUCUUUCUAAAUAUUUGUCUUUUUAAAGCCUCAGUCCAAACGCUCCAGUGUACGUCAUGGAGGCAGAGCAUAUUCUCUGCAAAGCCCUGUAUAGAGUUUGCUGCUCGGACUGGGUGCCUGAAUGGAAACCUUUCAGGACAAGAUCUGCUGCUAAUUCUGUUUGUGGAUUGGCCAGCAGAGAGGGGCUGCUUAUUCCUCUUGGGUUGGUGGAGUUCAUAAAAAAUAGCACUAACCAUAUGGGUUCUCUAGUUUAAAACGCCUGCCUCUGAGAGGUUGCUGUGUGGAAGGACUCAUUGUGUAACAGCUAAGUGGAUACAGUAGUCUCUUAUUAUUAUUUUGUUAGUCUUAUUGUGCUGAUGGGAAGGAAUAUAAUGUAUUAUUAUUUAUAAAGCUAUCUGUUCUCAAAGCAGUGUCUUAGGAUAAUGCCUUAUUUCUUAGCUGAAAACAUGGAUUACUGUUGAAUUUGUCAACAAACUAUACAGGGUUUUUAAAUGACCGCCUGUGACUUGCAGGCAUUGUCCUCAAACAUACUUGCUCAGAGCUGAAUACAAAUGUAGAGGUGGGGAGAACUAAAAUGUGUCUCAGCGUUUUAGUAUAGUAGGAUGCCUAUGCUAUUUGGAAAGGGGGAAACUGUCAUGUCUGACAGCAUUUCUGUAGGGAUAAUUGUUUUAAGUGGCUCAGGAGAGAUUCUGCACACAGAGGAAGCUCACUGAAUCUGUUGGAAUUCAGCAUGGGAGAGCUUCACAUGCAAAAAAAGCUUUGGCACAUGGGAGUAAAAGAGGAAGCUAGGUAACCUUUCAGACCAUUUAGCAUACCAAUUGUAGUGUCAAGGCAACCACUGUAAUUCUAAAAGCUGGAAAAAAAAGAAGGAUUUAAUAUCAUGCAGAUGUGCUGGCUCUUGCUUCUUUUAUGAAUUGGGGUAUUACAUAAAUGAAAGAGUUAGUAAAGCAAUGAAUUGUUUUUAUAGAACCAAAUGCAUGCCAGGUGCUUUACAGACCAGAAGAAAAGGUCCCUGCCUUGGAGAGCUUACGUUCCAUAAUAAGAUGUUGAUCAAACCUGCCUUGGAGUAGUUUUGCCAGCCCAUGAAGCUGCUCGGGUAGUAAGAUCUGGGACAAAUAUUUGCCUAGAAUGCUAGGAAAGGUGGCAGAACAGGACCAGGAACUAAUUAACCUGGCAGUGUAGUGCAACAUGUUCUUCUUGCAUGCUUGGUGUUUGAUUUAAAAUAUCAAUUUGACUCUUUUGUUUUUUCUAGGGCUGAAAUCAGAUAUAAUGCAAUUUAUUUUAACUAAUAAAUUAAUGUAACAUCUGACAUUAACUACUUGAGCUGGAUGCCUAGGCAGUUGCUGACUAAACAAAUAUGGGUUGUUUUUCAGCCAGGUAAUUUUCCUGAUUCACCAUGUGACCACAUAGAUGUGCAAAGAGCAGAACAUGGACUUGAUCUUGGGAGAGAGAAGUAGUUGCUGAAGGAUUUUUCAUUGGAGGCCAUGGAGCUUUCAGCCACUGACCUCAGCAUCUAUGACAAGCUAUCAGAGACAAUUGAUCUAGUGAGACAGACUGGCCACCAGUGUGGGAUGUCAGAAAAAGCUAUUGAGAAAUUCAUCAAGCAGCUCUUGGAAAGAAAUGAACCCCAAAGGGGACCUCCACGCUACCCUAUCUUAGUGGCUGUCUACAAGGGCCUGCUCAUGCUGGGAUUGGUUUUGCUAACUGUUUACUUCGUGAUCCAGCCAUACAGCCUGCUGCCACCUGAAGCUCCGCUCUCCAGAGCCCAUUCCUGGGGCUCCCUCAUUGGUCACCUCCGACUGCUGUCUCUGCCUAUUGCUAAGAAGUACAUGCUCGAGAAAUGCCAGGACUGGUGGACAGCAGGUUGUAGACAAAACACUUCUACGCUGCCUGCAUGUUGCACAGCAUGUUCUUCUGUGAAAAGCCUUCAGAUUGUGACAGACUUUGGAGAACUAUCAGAAGAACUCCAGAGGUCUCAGCCUUUUCUAAUCAAGACAGGACAGCAUCUCUCUUAUGAAGAACUAAAGCACUUUCAGUCCCAGCAUCCAGAACUGGCAGAGGUUGUAAUAGAAGAAAAUUCAUCUGAACUGUGGAGCUGCCUCCCGAGACAGAGCUUCCCAUUUUUCUUUCCCUGGAGCAAAUCUGUAGACAGAACUCAGAUUCUGCAGGAAUUUUUCCCCACUUCCUCUUCAUUGUCUUUCCACAAGACAGUGUCCCUAGAGACUUGCUUCCUCAUACGCCAUCCAGAUUUGGGGAAUAAGAGCUACAGCUUGCAUGGCCUCUUUGCUGUUGGAAGCGGACAGCUCACUCUGACUGUUGUACCUCUGGACAAGUGCAGAGAACACUGUGAGAUGUUCAAGGUGGAGCUGGAAGCUGGAGAUUUGGGUUAUGCCAGCACAGAUUACUGGAUGAUGAGCUUCAUGGCCAAAGGGACAGAGCCGGCGGUUGUUUGUUAUGGAGCUGCUAGCUAAGGACAGUGGGUGGGAAAACAACUACUUCCAGGACAAGAAGAUUUUCAGCUGUGAAGCCAAGGCAACAUCUUGAAAGCGAUAGACCUGGGGCAACUGUGGCAGGCAGCUUUGCCACCUUGCAUGUUUACAGUGUUAAAAAAUGACUGUUUUCCUGAUCCUUUGCCCUUCCUCAGAUGUAUUUUGGGAGAAGCUCAAGCUAUUCAUGACCUUCCCUGUCCCCUCAGGUAAGCCUUGGGCUGGCAGCAAAGGCGUUUUCCAGGAGCAACAGAGGGAUGUCUCAGGAUGAGAUUCACCUUUGUGGAUUAUGGCACUUCUGAAUCUUUGUGGGAGGAGGUUAGGAGUGGAGGGGUCUGUGUGACAUUUCUGUAUACGUUCCUCCUGGGGAGGAAGCCUGAAGCCUGUGUUGGCAGGCCAGCUCUAUAAAGGGAAUUGAUAUGUCCCACAUCUGCUCCAUCUCUCCAUCACGCUCAUGGCUGUGUGCCUCAACAGUGUGCCCUGCAAAGCCAACCUGAGCUCUGUGCUUCAGGGCUGACAUGAGCCUCCCAACCUAGUGGCAGGGACACUCACCCACAGCAUUGUUCUUGGACCAAAUUAAUCUGUUCAGGGCUCUUUGUGUCUUGUGAUCGCUCUUCUACUGUUCUCUAUCAGCAAAUUGUAAUUGAGUCAAAUAGUAACUGUGCUUUUUUCCGCCCCCACUUCCUUUCCUAUAAAAACACCGAUGCAAGUUUUGGUGGUCAUGGUGCUAGGAGUGCAGUAGUUCUGGAUGGAGGUGGAGCUGGGUGCAAAGAAGCUUUUUAUAAGUUCAUGUUGUGAUUGUGCACCUAAGAUACUGGGGUUGCAUGACUGUUUUCAUAUAUAUUCUGUUAGGAGAAGUACUGCCUGUGUUCCUGACUUGGGGUACCUGCAGGAGCACCAGAACAUCUCCUUGUCACUGUCUUUUUUGUACCAACUUCUUCCAGAUCUGAUACAUUGUCUUCAGAAUGAAUUUUGAUUUUUUCCUGAGUUCCUUCCAAGCUGCCUUUGCAUGCUUCCUGUUGCUUGAGCACUGCAUUAUCCAGUAUCCUGAGAGACUUGGUUUCAGUGUUUGCGGACUGUGGAUGCUGCAGUCCCUUCCAAGUUUGAUCCUUUGGGUCUGUUCCUGCUGUUGAAGAUCAUUUACAGAUGUGUAAAGCUGAACUCAUAGGCCAGGGCUGGGGUUCAGGACAUACUCUCACACUUGUUACUAUGAAAUUGGAAUGGGUUUUGUUUGAAAGCAAGCUAACUCUGUUCUUAGAAGCAAGAACCUUUUUCUCUGUAAAUAGUUUAGGUACACUUAAAAUGACCAAUUGGAAAAAUGUCUACCCAGCCUUUGCUUUUGAGCAAAAGCAGGUGAAUGGGAGCAAACGUCUUACUAAUCAUAUUAAGGACUGACAAAAGCUGCCAAAUUGGAUGACCAUGUCUGGCUCCUUAAGAAAGAUAAGGCAGAGGACAGUCCAGAUCACUCCAAAGAGUUUAGCCUGGGAGAGUUUAGUCUGCAUUACAAAUAUUUCUAUGCGUAACACUUGUUUUUUUCCUGUAAGCUAAUGAGAGCAACCUCAGCACCUGUGUCAGUGUGUUUGGUCCUUGACACUGAACUGACAUACAUCAGAUAUAGUAGAACUAAAGAGGGAGAGACUGAGUCAGAACAGAAGACGACAUUUAAUUUGUAGCAAAGCUGUCAAAGGGAACUGAAUUAAUAAGAGUUAUGUUAGUAUUGUUAAUGCUUGGAGUGUGUUUUGGACUUGUGACACUACAUACAGUCCUGUACAUGCCAAGACACACACACCACCCCUCUCGCUCUUCUUAAAGCCUGGGUCUUAGUUAAUGGAAAUUUGGGAAUUCAGUGAUGGCAGAAUCAUCAGAGGGCCCACAUUAGUGACUGUUGCUAUUUGCACUUUGGCACUUCUCAAGUCAAAGACUGACAAGGUUACUUCACCUCUUACUGUUUUUUUACCUUAUCCAUUUCGUUGGGUUGGAGUUGUAUACGGGAAGAACCUGCUUGGACCUUUUGUUGCAGAGAUUGCAGGUGAUUUGGUGAUGCUGUUACUUCUAAGUGUCCUUGAAUGAAACUUGUAAAAGAGCUGCAGAGACAAUUCUCAAGUAUCUGUGAAAUGCCUACUUUUUGGGAGUCAUACUUAAGUCAUUGUGGCUGUCUGGCUCCUUUGAGAAAUAGCAGAGAAAAUGGAUCUAUUUACAGCUGCUGUUUAGGUUGAGGGUAGGAGGGGCGCUAGAGCAAAAUUGUGCCUGAUUAGCAAAGGUGCUUUUAGAUAUUGCUUCUCCCCUCCUCAGUGUGUUACAGCUGGUUGGACUGAUGAUGGUGAAUCUGGACUGUCAGCUUUUGAAGUGCACUUUAUGGUGUCUUCAUAAGUUUCCAAAUCUGUGUCUAGGUGAUAUAUUGCAUAUGUCCAAACCUUACUCCCUUUGGAGUUUACAUCAUUUGUUUUUAAACUUCCAGUAUAUUUUCUCUUCUUCUUCCAAGGACUGUAAGGAAUUGGCUGCUACACUGAAACAGGACGGCAAUUAUUUGCUGAUAAAGAGCUGAUUUUGGCCAUAGCUGCUGUCAAGCGUGGAGCCUCAAUCUAUAGUGCAGCAUCUUGAGUAGCUCCUGUAAUCAACUGCCAGAAAGGUUAUGCUAAUGCCUUCUGCAUUGUGACAUGGGUAAGGAAAAAAAAGGAGGUUUUGGCAUCUUGGUCAAGUGGCCAUCUUCCUCAUCAGCGGCUUCAGCUUCACACAACCUUACCAAAGUCUGUGGCCUCCCUAGGGAAUUCGGCAAUUCCUAAUGAGCUGCUCAGUCUGGAGUAGAACUGGAGUAGAAUGUGUCCAUUUUCUCAGCUAUCGAGACAUUGUAGCAAUGAACAUGAUCUGGAUGAGUCACAGAGGGUGUGUCUCCCAACACAGUCUCCCUUGCCACUAGCUUCACUUUGGCACUUGUAUAUCCAAGUGUGUGUGCUGUUUUGCAUAAUACUCCCCUUUACUGGCCAGCUCAGAGGAGUGCCCGGUAAAUAUGUGCAUCCUCAUUUUAAAAAUCUAUUCAAAUGCUUCAGAGCGCUUUACGUCUAAGCUGGGAGAGGGAUGUCUGCACACCUGAAAUCCCACAGACUGCAAAGGUGCUCUGAAAUCACACUAGUGAGGCCCUGAAACUGGUGCUACCGAAGAACCUAGUGGGCGGAGAUGUGUAGGGGUCAUUCUUCUGCUUGUCAAGAUAGAGAGAUGGGCUGCCACCCUGGACUGUGCCACAUCUGGACUGUGUUUUAAAGAUAGUUUCCAAAAGCAGGGGUCAUUGACCUUUGCUCUCACUCAGCCCUGAACUCAGGGUAAUUGAAAGGAGGAGAAAGGAGUACUGUUUUCUUCAGUAACAGGAAAUCAGUAUCCCCUGUGGGGGGCAAGCUGCCAGUUUCUGUUGAUUCCUUUCUGUCUUUCUUCCUCUCCCCAUUGGCAUUGUGCACACACAUUCCUCUGGGGCAGCUCUGCAGAUCCCAGCCCCAAACUCCCUUUGCAAUGUUCUGGAGAGCUUUCUACGGUCAAGUUUCCUGUGUAUCCUGGGCCGUUAACUUCUCCUGCUAGUCUUCUUGUUGUAAUAGUCUGUCAGGGAAGCUGGUUUUACUGCAAGGAACAGGGCUGGAUAAAAGCACCUCCCUUCUCUUCUGGCUUGGCCUCCCUGACUUUCCAGCAGCAAGCCUUGCACGCCUUUCUCAGCAGUCCUGCUCACAGCAUGGGAACUCCCUUAGUGAGAUGAGAUGGAGAGUGGUAAAGCACGUUCCUCGAGGUGUGAAUGCCAGCAUCUCAGCAACGUGAUGCUCCUGCUCGCACCAGUAAUGCUGCUCUGGAGAGUGAAGUCUACAGGAUCUGUCCAAUCCUGGGCUCAGUGGUCCAGGUUCUCUGGCUCCCACUUGGUUCCCUUGGGAGCCACAGAGCUGAGCACUUUCUGGGGCCAGAUCAUUUUGGUGGGCCUUGCAGUGGGUGUGCAGAGAACUUCUACUUCUGGGAAACCUUUCUCCUCUUCCUAAACUUUAUAUGUAGAGUUAUAUAUUCUUGUCUUCAGGAAACUACUUCUCAUAAAGGAUAUAUUUAAUGUCCUGCUGAGUUAAACAAGGGAGAUGCUGGUCUUCCCCUUUCCUUUGAAGAUUCAAACAAAUGACAGGUGAUUUAUUUUUAGAAUUCUCUCUCUCUGUGGGGAGAGGAGUCAUGUUAUAAAGGCUCAGGGGUGCUGGGAAGUAAAGCUAUAUAUGCGUAAAGACUGUUUCAAUGCUGUACACUAUAAAUUCAGUGGUGGAUAAAAAAUAAAAAGAAUGUAAAUAUGCAAUUAAUGCAGAAUUUUAUGGAUUGUUGUAAUUUAAUAUAUUGCAAACUUUGUAAAUACUUGGGAAAAGCCUGUAAAGUGUGUAAAUAAAUGAGAUUUGUAUGUAGAGAAGAAGAAUAAAAAGUUUUUACUUUUUGCAAUUAAAUGGAAGUGUUAAUGAA
This is a messenger RNA of Anas platyrhynchos (mallard), 7031 nucleotides long. The record is from RefSeq and is a predicted model, not a curated record. Lineage: Eukaryota; Metazoa; Chordata; Aves; Anseriformes; Anatidae.